Messenger RNA from Cladophialophora yegresii CBS 114405, 1977 nucleotides. RefSeq lists its product as uncharacterized. The record is from RefSeq and is a predicted model, not a curated record. The transcript is spliced from 3 exons. Gene Ontology annotation, molecular function: transcription coactivator activity. Gene Ontology annotation, cellular component: SAGA complex. Gene Ontology annotation, biological process: regulation of transcription by RNA polymerase II. NCBI's taxonomy places the organism in Eukaryota, Fungi, Ascomycota, Eurotiomycetes, Chaetothyriales, Herpotrichiellaceae. The coding region runs from base 1 to 1977 and encodes 658 amino acids.
AUGCCUCCUUUAGGAAGCGCCAGUAAGAGUAAGAACAAGAUGCGAGAUGGGCAACGGUCUCGAAGCAGGAACACGACGCCGAGCUCUGUGCUCAGUGCAGGCACUGCCCCUCCCGGACCGACGACCACGCCUCUACUUGACUUGGAAAUGUCCAAACUUCUGGUCCCAGCGAAGCCCAAUUAUGCAGAGAUUAUAGACCACCUCGAGAGUCAAGGCUCGAGGCUUGAGCCGAGGUCGCUGAAUGACAUCAUUGAUCAAUUGAAACAUCUGAGCGAUUCAGCGGAAAAACGCGCCGAACUGUGCGAGAAGGCUAUUCGUGUGAUCCACGAGCAGAAGAAAGACUUGGAUUCGGACCAGCAGGAUCACGACCGUCAGGCAGAGCAGGCUCGCAGGGCGAAGGCGCGCAAGGAAGAGGCGACCUCUCAGAAGAAUCUGAAGGCGAAGAAGCGUAAAGACAGACCCGAGACCUAUGAUAGUGUGGAAAUUAAGAAAGAAGAUGAGUCUUCCAAAACCAAGCUUGGGCAUGCCACAUCUGCGCCCGUAGACAGUCCUUCACCAUCGAAGAAGACAAAGCUCAGUCCUGGCACGUCAUCAUUGUCAGAGGUUGCAGACUCUCCAGACGCUGCUGUUGCUGCAAGCGCUCGCGCAUCGCCAGCUAAAUCGGAUGUGUCUAUGUCCGAUGCUGAGGAAAACCGUGUGAUCCACGGGCAGCCUUCGAUGCCUCAGCAAGGUUUCUUCCCCGAUCCUCUGGCUCCGGACAAAGUGAUUUACCACAUUCGAGAGGUUACUCCCGGAAUGUCCGACGCAGAAAAGAAAGAAAUAUACCAAGUUACCGCUUUUCCGACGAAGGAUUUGAGUGAUCAGAUCGCAGGCACGCCUCCUGACAAGGACUUCAGCACCGCCAAGCCAGCCAACCAGAUCGCUGCAAGCACUUUCCUAGCCUAUGUUGAGCCGUACGUCCGGCCUCUCACUGAAGAGGAUAUCGCCUGGUUGAGAGAGAGGGGUGACCGCACGACUCCCUUCCUCGCAGUACCGCGCAAUAAACGCUCCUACCAGGAGAUCUGGGCGGAGGAAGACACGGGGACAAUAUCAGUGGAGAGUGGUGACAAGUUCCCACUCAAUCAUCCACGAGGAAAUCUUGAACAAAUCAACGAUGACAACCUUAAUACAGACCAAGUUUCAACCGGCCCAUUGGCAAGUCGCCUUUUGUCUCUGCUUAAGUUCGAGCACCGAUCACCACCCAGCGACGUCAACGGUAUUGGUGAUUUAAAUUCAUUCAUGGGUGAUGGCAAUGAUACCAUGGACCUGGAUGGACUUACCAACGGCCAUGACCCGACCGAGAAGCCACUGCCCCCAGCAGCUGCUGUUGCCGAUCAAGCUCCGUCAAAGAAUUCUAUCUCGCAGCGCCUAGAUUACAUACAAAGCGACGAACGGAUUAAAGGUGAACUCCGCCACCUAGGCUUACUUGGACAGGAUGAAAAUCCAGAUUAUGACGCUCACCAUGAUGACGACAUUAGUGAGAGGUUGCGCCUUCUGCAGGCCGAACUUCGCCGAGUCAUGAUCAUCAACGGGGCUCGCAAAGCUCGCUUGCUGGAUUUGGCAAAAGAGCGACUUGCCUUCCAGGAAUACAGCACUAUUCACGAAGAUCUGGACAGCCAAGUACAGCAAGCCUAUCUGAAGCGCACGCGGACGCUCGGCAAGACGAAGAAGGGUGGUCCGGGCGCCAAUAAACCAAAAGCCGGUACCCACGGUGUUGGGGCGCCCGGCACAGCCGUGAGUGUUAGCAGAGCGAGAGACAUUGGCGACUCUGCGCGCAUGCUCAUGGAUCGGAGAAAGCGCUGGGAAAACUGCAUUGGCCCUGUUUUCAAGGACAUGAAGCACGGCAUACCGGACAAGGGCACAACUCUGUGGGAUCCGAAGAUCAUGGAGGCCUACGAGAAAGCCGAGUUGGAAGCACUAGAGGAAGAAGCAGAAUGA